Molecule: messenger RNA, 2950 nt
Organism: Cynoglossus semilaevis (tongue sole)
Lineage: Eukaryota; Metazoa; Chordata; Actinopteri; Pleuronectiformes; Cynoglossidae
Gene: cbln18
Product: cerebellin 18
Exons: 4
Coding region: 530-1303 (257 amino acids)
Biological process (GO): maintenance of synapse structure
Cellular component (GO): synapse
Molecular function (GO): protein binding
Source: RefSeq, a predicted model, not a curated record
AUCACAAACAAAACACCAGAGAGAUCUUAUCAGCUAACGUGACACCACUGACCCACUCUAUACCAUAAUGUAUAUUCUUAUCUCAAGCUUUCUGAGAUACAAUUCAAAAUAAUACACUGGGGAGCAGAGGCGCCCACUGAAAUAUAUUUAAACAGGUCACAGAGGAACCAGUGACCACUGACGAGACACCAACUCUACAUGACUGCCCGUCUCCACAGGACAGUUAUUCUCUGCUGGAGACACUGAUUAAAUUGAACAUCACUCCCAGGCCGGUGCAUAAAGAGACUGGAGAGAAGAUUCCCCCUGGUGGACUCCUGUAAGUGAUCAUUUUUUCUCUAUGUAGCUGUUUGUGUUAUAUAUGGUCCAAGCUGGACAAUAUUUAGUCAAAAAAAAAUUUUAAUUCUAUUUCAAACAUUUACCAAACGUGGCCACUGAUUUGAUUAAUUCUGUACUGGAUCAACACAUCAGUAAUUAAUCAAAUGGUGGAACAGAACCAGGUUUGCUUUAAAAGGUGGCCGUUGGUCCCAGAAUGAAAAGCUACUUUUCCCCCCAGACUUGUAUAUUGUCUGCAGGAAAGUCAUUGUGCUGUAAGAUGAGAAACACACGACACACUCUGUUUGUCAUCGGACUUCUGUGGAGCAGCGUGAGAGCUGAAAUCACCAUUAGCAGCCUCAAAGCUGCAGCAGUUGCGUGGGAGGGGGAGGUGACCUGCCACAAGUGGGACUGUGAGUGUGCCUUCAGGCAGCUAGGCUGCUGCUGCGCCAGCAAAGACCUCCAGGAAGCAGACGACCAAAUCUCAUCGAGACUGAUGAGCCUGUCAUCAAGACUUUCCAACUUAGCUGACAACGUCCUUGAAGACAUAGGAGGUCUACAGGUUUCCUUCACUGCCACCAUGAGCCCCAGAACAAGUUGUUUUGGACCCUUCAACAACAACUUUUCUAUCCCUUAUGAUGAUGUCAUUCUCAAUCAAGGACAUGGUUAUAACCCUGCUUUAGGCGUAUUUACAGCACCUCGAGCCGCACUGUACUCCUUCUCUUUUUCGGUGUACUCUAAGGUGGAAACGGGUGAAAAACUGUCCUUCAAAGCCCAAUUAAUGCGAGAUGGGGAGGCAGUGGUCUCCACUUGGGAGGAUAACAGGGAGGACCCAGAGGACAGCAGCACACAGACAGUACUACUGUCUCUGGAUCAGGGCUCCCAGGUCUACGUGCAGCUCCUGAUUGGCCGAAGGCUGUGUGGGGACGGUGCAGGCCUCAACUCCUUCUCUGGUUCUUUAAUUUAUCCUCUUCAUUCCAAAAAUUAUUAAUAUAAGUGCUGUUUACUACUGUAGAACUGAUGUGAUCAAGUGUGGAGAAAGACACAAAAUGGUAGUAUUAAAGGAUCUUUAAAUAAAUAAACAAAUACUGAGUUGUAUUAUGAAUCUUCUACAGCUUUUCUCUUCAGGGGUCGCCACAGCAGAUCAUGUCCAUCUCACGAAGAGAGUUGAAUCUAUUUGAAGUAAAUGUCUGUCAACAAUAGUUCACAUCCUGUUCCCCUUAAACAUGGUUUUAAAUGGAGAAAGAUUUUAAAAUGCAACAACAGUUCACCGUUUGUGCAGUCGUUUUUCUCUACGGACUGGUAAACUGUUCAAGGUGUACUCUGCUGCCCCCAAGUGGUGAUGGUGAUUCCUUGUUUUGGUCAUCUAUUGCACUCCCUUCUCCAGGCGACGAUGUCAUGCUGUUUUUGACAAAUAGUCUCUAACAUUCACAGUAAUUUCAAAUAUCGAAAAACAUCUCUGUCCCCAAAGGGGAGCAUGACAGAAAAUAACUGAGAACCACUGCCAUAGACUACGGCGAUAGACACUUCUAGUGUGAUUCUUAGAAUACUGUUCAUUAUUAAAAUAUCAGUAAUAGUACUGGUAAACAUAGAUUCCAUCUUUGUCUUCGCUCUUCUUGCUUAUGUAAUUGAUAUUUGGGGGGGGGAAAAAGAAAAGGAUUCCUAUGUUGAAAUUCAUCAAAUAUUACCAGAUUUCCUUACCACUAGAUGGCAGUAGUGUACAGCUAAUACUAACUCAGUCUUACGAGAAUUGGUCUUCUGUCAGCAGCGUAUCCUGUCCUCAGACUGCAUACUGAAGGGUGUAGAUGAGCAUAUGAAUGACGAGAUGGAACUGCAAAGGUUUCAGUGAUGAUGAUGACAGGGUCAGGAAAAUCAGAAUGAACCACAGGUCAUUAAAAAAAUACUCCUAGUGUUUCAUUAAAAUACAUGUAUAAGAAUGGAUGUUUGGUUUGGUUGUAGUUCAACAUUGACACAGGACUAAAGUGUUACUGCAGUAAUGUUAGUGAGGAUGGGGGUCUGAAGCCGGGGAAGAAAAUAAAGUGGGAGGAGAGUUAAUAGAGAAGAUGUUGGGAUGGAGUGACGGAGGUAAUGAAGGGGGUAUUUUACAUUUAGGUUAUUUGAUUCAGCAAAUUGAUCCAGGGUAGAAUAAAAGGUUUUAGAUGGAGGAUGCAGUGUAAUAGAAAGAACAAGAGGUACAUUAUAUAGACAGUGUUAAUGUAACGGUGAAAAGGCAGUAAAGGAAAAUGUAUUUAACAAAACAGAUAACUGAGGAAAGUGAGCUUUGUGAAGCGGCUAGCACGGUAUCGAACGUUAAAAAAAGUUGAUUGUAUUCAAUGUUUUCAACUCUGCUUAUAUUCCAGAGAGAGAGAAAGAAAGAGAGAGACAGAGAGGGAGAGAGACUGUAUGUUCCCAUCAAGACAGUCUGCUUUGACAAGGCAGACAUAAGGUGGCCGCUGAUCGAUGUUUCAUAGAUUUCUUUUGUUUCUUGUCACCAGUUCAGUCAUUUCUUUCAACUUCUCCUUUUCAUCCCCAUUAAAAGACAGUAAACAUGAUGGAUGUGCUCUCUAAAGGUCCAGUCAGCUGAUACUAUUCACUGGAGAACAGCAGAUUUGUUAACUCACCCUCGAGAGAUAUUAUU